CACUAAGAUGUGAGGGAGUUGCUGGCUGCACAAACAUGCUGAAGUCCUUUCCUGCUCCUGCAAGCAGAGUCUCGUUACAAGAACUGACAGGAAGCCUUCCGCCGCCCUGUGGAUUUGCCUUUUUCCAUUAUGGAUUUUUCUUCUUUUUACGAUAUUGCUGUUUCUAGAAAAUUGAAAUGGAUUUAAGUUUUAUUUCCAUUUUAUCUACAGUUACAUAACCUAUAUUGGAUUUUCCUUUUACCCCGCAAUAAGACUUCUGAUGUUUGGAGGUUUGCAAAAAGAAUUUCUACAGUUGUUCCUCUUCCCACAAAAAAUUGUAAUCUUUGAUAGUAACUUAUGAAGGGGAAAUUAGCCAUUUCUCUCAUUUGCCAUUAUACCUUUUAUUUCAUUGUGGAGUGGUAGCAGGGCUUAUCCAGAAGUCACCCCAAAAAAUCUUUCAUCAAACCUCAUCAAAGUGGCCAUGACUCUUUUAGACACAGAGCAAGCACUGCUUGCCAUACAUACAGUUCUGCAGCUCAAGCUCCAGCAGAGGAGGACACGAGAAGAGCUGGUGAAUCAAGGAAUAAUGCCACCUCUGAAGAGUCCUGCAGCUUUUCAUGAACAGAGGCGUAGCUUGGAGAGGGCACGGACUGAAGACUACCUAAAGCGCAAGAUCCGAUCCCGACCUGAGCGUGCAGAGCUGGUUAGGAUGCACAUAUUAGAAGAAACCUCCGCUGAACCCUCUUUACAAGCUAAGCAGAUAAAACUGAAACGGGCACGGUUGGCUGAUGACCUCAAUGAAAAGAUUUCGCAGCGCCCAGGUCCCAUGGAAUUAGUGGUGAAAAACAUUCUUCCAGUGGAAACUAGUCUAAAAGAAGUUAUCAUUGCAGAUGUGGAUUAUCCCGAGGUGGUAGACAACUCUUCUUUCGAUGAGGACAGCAGUGAUGCUCUUUCUCCUGAACAACCAGCAAGCCAGGAGUCCCAGGGAUCCAUACCAUCACCUAUAGAAAACAGGCCUAGUGAAACAACCCAGAUACCAGCGUUGUCUCCAAGCCAUGCUUUUUCCUGUGUGCAGUUUGGCACUGACGCCUUUAACCAAGAUUCCUUGCAGAGCACCGCAAAAACCAUCAGCAAUGGCCUAACUGCCUCUAUCUGCAAAUCUCUGCCAGCACUAGUAAAGCAAAGCCAACCAAAACCAUCUUUUGAAAAGUCCCAGCGCAUCAAGAAACCAAAAGAGCCCAAGCCCAAGGUGAAGAAGCUGAAGUAUCAUCAGUAUAUUCCACCUGAUCAGAAGCAGAAGGGGACUCCAGCCAUGGACUCUUCCUAUGCCAAACUCUUACAACAGCAGCAACUAUUCCUUCAGCUACAGAUCAUAAACCAACAGCAACAUCAGCAUUACAACUACCAAACUAUUCUCCCUGCCCCUCCAAAGCCUCUGCCAGACCAGCAGAACACAAACAGCUCCAGCACUACCACAGUGCGCUCCAUGUCUACAGUUGCCCCUUCCACCUUGGCCACACCAACAAUAACCAGGCAAAACAGCAAUGUAGCAGUUGGUGGAAGAACUGGGCCAUUGCCACACAAUUUAGAUGAGAUGAAGGUAGCGGAGCUGAAGCUGGAGUUAAAACAUCGUGGACUUCCUGUGUCUGGGACCAAGAUUGACCUUAUAGAGAGGCUAAAGGCAUCACAAGACCCCAGCACAGCCACAGCAGCAUCUGCAAAGCCCACACCAGUGCAGCAGGCAAAGCCACCUGAGGUAGUACCUAUUGUCUCCAGCUCCUGUCUUACUACAAGAGAGCCCAUAAAGCUCUGCAGUACCAGCUCAACGCCACCUGGAUCACCUUGUCCUUCAGAAGUGUCUGUAGUCAGCAUGGACGAGGUCUCAAUGAUCAGCGAUGCUUUAGGCGAGACCGUUGCAUGUCCUGUCACCCAGCAAGUUCAGCAAAAUCCUGCAGCUGAGAAGUCUCCACCAGACGCUCGAGACAAAGAUCUUAUGCUGCGUGAGAAGGACAGGCAGAUUGAGGAGUUGACUCAGAGGCUGAAACAAAAGCAGGAGUUAGUGGAACGACUCAGACAGCAGCUUGAGCAGGAGAAACGGACACCGCAACACAGUACCGAUGACCAGCAAGCUUUAAUUCUUGCAGUGAAACAGGAGCCUCUACCCCUUACCGUUGACUCCAUUAAUAAAAAGGCAAGCAGUAUUGUGAAAAAGGAGCUUAACACGGCUAUUAUUUGCCAGCAAGAACCACAGCUUUUAAUAGGUCCUGUGUCCAGUGGCAUUGAAGGGAAAGUAGACAACUCUGCAGGAACAAAACUAGUCUUUACACUGACCAACCCUAGCAGCCAGCUUCCUGAAGAAAACAGGCAAAUAGUUUUACAGAAAGUUCCGACCCCCCCAUCAUCCCUCCACCCUAACAACUCGCUGCCAAAGCAAGAGGUGCUCCUCAGCUGCUGUGCACUCCAGAAUCAGAAGCCUGCCCUGCAGCUUGUGCCAGGAACUGUUUUGUCAUUGUCCCCUUCUAAUCUACAGCCCAUGUUAAACAUGAAUGGAUUCCAGAAAUGGCAUGGGGAAGCUUCGGACUCCUUACAGAAGCAGAAGCUGGUGCAUAAUGAAUCUCCAGCAACCCCACCCCAACAACCAGAGCCUGAGCCCCCACCACACAGUAUUUUUUUGACCCAUUCUUCACCCCAAUGGUCAAAAAAUCCCCCUGGAUAUGAUGAAGCCAUGAAACAGCAGCCCAACAGUUGUGAGGAUGGUCGCCCAGGAUGCCUCCAAGCAGUAGACUUUUUUGAUGUUUUGAUCAAGAAUUUAGACAUCCCUUCAGAAUUCAAAGAUUAUCUGGUGCCAUGUCUUAAACAGACAUCUCCAAGUCACCAAGCUGCACAAAUGGUGCCACAGGUUGAAAUGGCCCCACCCCCUUCACCCAUUCACUCUGCACUAGGAAGGCUGGAGGAUUUCCUGGAGAGCUCAACGGGCACACCACUGCUACGGGGGCACCAAGAUGGUCCAUCUUCUAUGCCUCUUAUUGAUGACCUCCAUAGUCAGAUGCUGAGCAGCUUGGCCAUCCUAGAUCACCCACCCUCCCCUAUGGACACAUCCGAUCUGCACUUCUCCCCUAUAGGAAACUCCCUAGGAUUAGACAUUUCAGAGCCUCCUUUGGAUGGUAUGGACUGGCUUGAGCUGUCUGAGCCUCCAGCUAUGAAUCUGACUCCACUUAGCACAUUUACCCCCAGUGUCUUUUCCACGGAUUUCUUGGACAGCCAUGAUCUGCACUUACACUGGGAUUCCUGUUUAUAACCUAGCUCUUUGUUGGGCAUUAAGAAACAAAUGUGGUUAAAGAACUAGUUCAGCACUUUCCUGACUCCUUUAGGAAUUUCUUUCUUUAUCCCCUUGGGUGGUACAUAUGUAAACUGAAUGAAAAUGCUCCAUUUAGGGUGCCAAAUUGUAGAGAAUCCUUGGUUGCUACUCUUCAGAAGGGCCCGGACUUCCUUCAUUAAAGACACACAUGAGGUUGAGGGUAAGCAAGAAUUAAGCCUUGUCUAACCAGUUGUUCAUCCUUGAUGUGCCACAACCUCCUCCACUCCCGAUACCCUCCUGAUUGCCUUCAUUUUCUGUGUCAAAACCACUUAACCAAGCACUUCUAACUAACCCUCCAGUGCUGGAAUUUAUCCAUGAUAAGUCUUUUAGAAGAAGUUAUCUUGCCAUAAGUAACUCUUGGGUAGAACUACAUUGCUGGGAAAUCCGCAUCCCAUAUCCAAAGACUGGUUAGAGCUGCUGGAUAAAUCUUUGGUCCCCUUUCCCAGGUACUUGAAACUGCUGAGAAGUUUAGUGAUGACUCUUGACAUAACAAAACCCCUCUUCUUUCCCUUUAAAGCUGCUCAUAUCAUGUUCAAUCUAUGGCACUUCAGUUCACCCAACAUGAACUUUUGUUGAACUCAUGACCGUUAUAUCCUUGGUAUGUUCUGCAAAAGGUUUGGGGGACUUUCACUAUAGAUCAACCUCUGGUUCGGUGAACAAAAUAUAUAUAUUUUUUUUAAUGUUUUCCCAUCAUAAAUGCUGGGUACCUGGAAUCCUUGCUCAUAUCCGUGAAAUGAAUGUAAAAUGCAGAUGACCAUCUGUCAUUUCUGAGUAAUGUUGUGAGGCACAGGCAAAAAAAUAAGUAAAUUCAUUAAAGGAAGAAAAAUACCAAAAAAAAAAA
This is a messenger RNA of Xenopus laevis (African clawed frog), 4178 nucleotides long. RefSeq names its product myocardin related transcription factor A S homeolog (gene mrtfa.S). Lineage: Eukaryota; Metazoa; Chordata; Amphibia; Anura; Pipidae. The transcript is spliced from 15 exons. The record is from RefSeq and is a predicted model, not a curated record. Gene Ontology annotation, biological process: positive regulation of transcription by RNA polymerase II; smooth muscle cell differentiation. Gene Ontology annotation, cellular component: nucleus; cytoplasm. Gene Ontology annotation, molecular function: transcription coactivator activity. The coding region runs from base 461 to 3277 and encodes 938 amino acids.